Molecule: messenger RNA, 3181 nt
Organism: Rhipicephalus sanguineus (brown dog tick)
Lineage: Eukaryota; Metazoa; Arthropoda; Arachnida; Ixodida; Ixodidae
Product: beta-1,4-N-acetylgalactosaminyltransferase bre-4
Exons: 8
Coding region: 300-1439 (379 amino acids)
Biological process (GO): carbohydrate metabolic process; glycosphingolipid biosynthetic process
Molecular function (GO): N-acetyl-beta-glucosaminyl-derivative 4-beta-N-acetylgalactosaminyltransferase activity
Source: RefSeq, a predicted model, not a curated record
GCGUCAGCGGACCUCCGGCUCUCUACGGAACCUCGUCGGCGCUUCGCUAAAGCAGCCAUGCGUGUGCCCAGGUUACGUGGAUACUCCCUAGGCUGCUUGAUACUAGCGGACCCUCUGCAACCGCGAUCGUCCUGGCGCUUCUCUCCUGGUGCCGACGUGGCGCAGGCGACGAGAUCGAAGGUCGCGGGCUCAUGCUGAUGAAGCGCGCGCCGAGUGAUGAGCGGCACUAGCGGCGCCAGUGCAGCAGCAGCAGCAAGGCUCGACGCAUCGUCCCUGGUCUCACCACCAGCAGGUCCGCAAUGGCGUCGCCUGCCUUGUCGGCUACCGCGGCCGACGCCGUCAGCUGGCAGCGCGGCGUGCGCGCCUCGGCGGCGUCUCUCUGCCGCGGGCACUUCUACAAGUUGGUCGCGGCCACCGUGGCCGGCUUCCUGCUGCUCGAGUACAGCUUCAACAUGCUCUCCACCAACCAGAAGCCGUUUAAGGUAGUCUCGCCCGGACUUUCUUGGAUUUUCCGGCCAGUUCCUGGUGGCGCACAGCUCCCAGAGUCUGCCAGUCCAUACUCCGUGAACAAAUCGCACUUUGAUAAGAGCUUUCCCACUUCCGCACGUCCCGAUAACACCAGCACUACACCUGCCUUGGAACUCUGUCCACUCGUGCCGCCUCACCUAGUUGGUCGCUUAAAAGUGCUCAAGGAUGCUCCAUCGUUUGAGACGAUGGAGAAGGAGUUCCCGCACAUACUGCCUGGUGGGCGGUACAAGCCCAAAGACUGCACGGCCAGGCAUCGAGUGGCCAUCUUGGUCCCGUACCGGGACCGCGAGGAGCACCUUAGGGUCUUCCUCUACAACAUGCACCAAAUGCUGCCCCGGCAGCAAAUAGAUUAUACCAUCUUCGUAAUUGAGCAGGCUGGCCAGGGGAAGUUCAACCGCGCCAAGCUGUUCAACGUGGGCUACCUCGAGGCAUUGGCGCUGUACGACUACCAGUGCUUCAUCUUCCACGACGUUGACCUCAUACCAGAGGACGACAGAAACUUGUAUACCUGCCCCGAGCAGCCUCGCCAUAUGUCGGUGGCCAUUGACACCAUGAAGUACAGGCUCCCUUAUGCCCUGAUAUUUGGCGGUGUCAGUGCCCUCAAGAAGGAGCACAUGCAGCUCGUCAAUGGCUUCUCGAACGAGUAUUGGGGGUGGGGAGGUGAAGAUGACGACAUGUCAUAUAGGCUGCAGCACUAUCACUUAAAGAUUUCUAGGUAUCCUGCCAACAUUGCGAGGUACACAAUGCUGAAGCAUGCUAAGGAUACGCCAAGUCCAGAAAGGUACAAGCUUCUAUACAAAGGGAAGCUACGCUACAGAAAGGAUGGCAUCAACAGUGUAAAUUAUGAGCGUCUGGACAUUGUGUUUAAGAAACUCUACACAUGGAUUCUAGCGGACCUGAAAGGCAAAUGACCUCUCCAGUGUUCAUAGUCCUUCUUUUGCUUCAACAAACUGUACCACGCACAUCCUUUGACAUUUCCUUCGUGGAGAUCGCCGCCGCCUUUCAAGUCGUACUCUGCGCAAGUCCACCGCAGUCGCAAAUUUCGUGCGCCACCAACGAGGAAACGCAGUCGCCAAUUUCCCGACCAACGCCCAAAAACGCAGGAGCGAGUGCGCCAUGUGCUGCAAGCGAGUGCACCGCACAUUGAUUCUGCGCGAGACAUGGACGUGCAUCAACAGUGUCGCCAGCGCUGCUCGUGCUUUUUCUUUUUCCCCUGCGUUGUUCAGUGUCACAAAUGCACGCAAUUGCCGUGUGCGAGACUUUGGUGGCCAGUAUGCAAACACACACACAUAGGACUGUUUUUUCACAAUCCACGCUACAAUCUCCAUCCAUGUAACAUUCUUUCGUUUCGUUGUUUUUGUGAACUGUGUCAAUCUGCGAGGAAAAAAAAACCCUUCCGCAGUGUUCAGUCUUUGGUGACGCAGAGAGCACAUUUGAGUCAUGCACGUUUUCAUUUUAGUGUUUCUUAGACAAGCGCAUGGUAUUUUAUUGUGAUUUUCGUACAUUCGAACUCGUCGUGCCUGCCAAUCCAUUGCUUUGGCAAUGUCCUGUGCGUUCGCUUCCUUUUGUACCGUUUCACUGCUCCCGUUGCAAAUGUUGGCCGCCAGUUAUUGUCGCACCGCUCCUGCUUCGUAUAUGGAGUCCUGUGGUGUAUACCCCCAUGCCAUGUGUUAGUGAAAAAAAUGUGCUUUUUGCCCCUUGUUUUGUUAACUUCACGUGCACCUCUCGUUUCUGGAUUGUCGUGUAUUAUUUACGAUUUUAUGUGGAAACUCUUUUAAGCCAGAUAGAUGGACAUGUUGUGUACAUCCCUUUGCUAUUCACUUUUUUUUGUUUAAUGUAGCGUAGUAUCUUCCAAUUAGUGCGUCUAACUUGGGAAGGAAUGGUGCUCGUAUUCAAGCAUCAUUUGUUCAGAAUUUGACAGCCUGACAGUCAUCCGGCAGUCAUCCGUAUGUCAGAAUGCCGAGGGAAACGGAAGGAGGUUUGCGAUGUGAUUUUUUUGUUCCAUGUUGCCCUCAAUGCAGUGAGAGGUGCACGCAUCCGUGAUCGAAGUGCUAGUGCCAGUAUUGUUUUGCAAGACGUUUGUUUUUCUCUUUAUUUUAAAUAUAUGCAAGAGUUACACACUGCACCGCGCAGAUUAUAUUAUGUGUUUGCUGCUCUUUGCGGAUGCGCCCCAGACUCCUAGAUACUUUAAUGAAGUGCUGCGAAACAGAUUUCUUAUACGUAACCGCCAUGUUAUUCCUGCUUGUUGAAAAUCUGUUUUUGGUUGUUUUUGUAAUGCGUGCCACAUUACCGAGAACCGUUCUGUAAAAGUUUGCCUUGUUGCAGUUUUUGAGUGUUCAUACAGGAUGUUAACAUGCACGACCCCUCGUUGUGUCGAGUCCCGCUUAAUCUCGGUGUCUGUGAUGUUCCGAGCAACACUGUUUUUAAACGUUCCCUAUGUUGCCAACUGCAAAAGAAUUUCAAGCGUAGGUGUUUUAGCUUUUUCGUUUUAUGUGGGCGCCUUGGCAGGCAUUCCCUUCUCAGUCGUUUCCGAUAUUUUUUACACUUCCAGAAUAUGACAGGCAAGUGUUUUGAAUUGCUGCUGCAUAUUUAUUGCGUUUCGAAUGAGAACAAAAUGAUUCGCAUGAUAAUAAAGCCUGUUUAAUUUCUUGCU